Molecule: messenger RNA, 4049 nt
Organism: Didymella exigua CBS 183.55
Lineage: Eukaryota; Fungi; Ascomycota; Dothideomycetes; Pleosporales; Didymellaceae
Product: E3 ubiquitin-protein ligase NEDD4
Exons: 1
Coding region: 299-3928 (1209 amino acids)
Biological process (GO): ubiquitin-dependent protein catabolic process; protein polyubiquitination
Molecular function (GO): ubiquitin protein ligase activity; protein binding
Source: RefSeq, a predicted model, not a curated record
CAACUUUGCCUUUCACAGUCGCUCCUCCCUUUUGGGCGCCUCGUCCUACUUUCCCUCGUUCACACGAACCUGGCUCCACCCUCAUGCCGCAACCCGUAAUCUUGACGUAUCGAUAGCGCUCGGCUGGACAUCGAGUCCACAUCUACACAGCACCUGCAACCUCACCUCACCCAGCCCAAACAGUCCCGUAGACUGGAGGGCUCGUCCAAUCAACGACUACAUCCUCGUCAUCACUGGCUGAUAUCGCGUUCCACAACGUCGCCGCCGCCGACUGUCCACGCCCACACACCCCGCCACCAUGUUCACGAGCUUCACGGGCAAUACACGGCGACCACGCCAGGUCAACCUUUCGGGACGUAAGACGAACCCUUUUGGCACACCUAGCACCGGUGCUGGCUCGCAAGCUGCCGUCGACCGAGCACAGCAAGAACGCGCGCAGCGACAACGAGAACGAGAUACACUCAAUGCGGCGAAGAAGAUACAGAGAGUAUGGAGAGGCCACGCCGGCAGACGGAGGGUAGCAGAUUAUUUGCGGCAGGAGUGGGAUUCCGUGGAAAGAGAUACAAUCUCCCAGACGUCAUCUUUACCAUACGACGGCGAAGAGCCAGCCUUAUUGCAACUACAACGGCUGCUGAGAUUUGCAUCGGUACGGAACGAGCAAGAUCUUGGACGGAUACGACACCUGGGUGUCCGACUGCAAAACACUCUAGGGGAGGAGGAUCAUUUCCAAGUUUCGUCAUGGACAUCAGCGUAUUUGAAGUUAGAGAAGUUGCUGUUGGCAGCACUGCCUCAGAUCUUUAAAGGUCCGACAUCGAUAUUGCAGGAUGCAGCCAUGGCGUUCGUCCAGCUUUUGCUGUUUGUUGCAGGACAAAUCCCCGCCCAGACCUCUCAGCACGCAUAUCCAUACUACCGCACGCUCGCUGAAACUGUAUCGAAGCUCGCACCAUCCCUGGUAAGCACAACAAUGGUUGGAGAUUCAAAUGCCAGUGGCGCAGAAAUUGUCAAUUGGCAGCAAGGUUGGGAGGUUUUUCUCGCCACUCUCAUCGCGCCGCUCAAGGCUGUUACUGGAUAUACUUUGGACGCAUACGAGGCUUUUGGCCACAUCUUCAUGACUAUACCGCUGCUAAGCUCCAACUCAACGUCUCCUCUCAUUGGCAGAUUCAGAGAUGCGCUUGCCGAGUUGAUCAACUACAAGCUGCUCGCUAGUGCGCUAGCCACAUCGUUCAAGAGCUCGGGAUUACAGUCACAUCCCCAGUUGAAGAGCACGAACAGUCGCCUGCGAUUGCUUGGGCUGUUCAUAUACUUCCACCGAUAUGCGCACAAUUUCGAUUCACCAGAAGCGUACGCGAUACAUCAAGACUUCGUCACGGUGGUGUCUCUCCUACUGAAUUCUCUUCCAGCCGGAAUUCUUGGUGACGAAGACUCUGUCAUUGAUUUGACGGAUGAAGACGACUUGACUACAGACAAAGUUACUCAGUUCUUGAAAGAGCAGGUACAGUCCCUUGUGAACCAAGAAGGCAUUGGAAGCUUAUUGGCUGGUUCACCACAAUCCUUGCAAGCUUCAGAGGAUGAGAAGAUCGAGGAGGCGAGGCAGCUGGCAAACUACGCCCUUGCGUUACUUCGAUUCUUCCCCAAGAGAGGUGAUGAGAUUCGCAUGUGGCUUUACAUUGGUCCCUCAGACAAGAACAACGCCGGACAGAAAUCGCCUGCGAUCAGAUACUUCUGGGAAGCGUCAAAACGGUCAUUCGUGUAUGCGACCAUCUUCCGCGAUUCACGUGCGGCAAUUGAGCUGUUGAAGACAAAGACGACAGAUCCUAGUCCUUCAGGCUUGACACAGCAUGGCUUUUGGCAACCAGCACAGCAAGAGGUCAACCGCGAGGCUGCUGUUGCGGAUGAGUGGAGAGUCAUACUUGUCUUCCUCGAGUUAUACACUUUCGUGCUGAAGGUCACGGACGACGAGGAGUUCUUUGCCGCCGGGCAGCAUGACGGCUUCUCGAACCAAGUCCGCGACAGCGGUCUUCCUCUCACCGAAGUCAAGGACCUCACAACUUUCUUGAAGAAUCUUGGAUUCACACUGUACUUCAACGCAGCGGACAUCAUGCCUGCAGAGGAGGGCACGACUACAAACUCCAGUCUCAACUUUUACAGCCACCAAGCUGUGGAGACUCAGGCAGCCAAAGAGACGCAGGAACCAUCAGUCGGUGGAGUCGCCGGACUCAGUCUUGACUAUGUCAAGGGACUGGUCACUGGACUACUCCGGAUGGUCUACGAGCGAGAUUCGCGCCGUAACUUCUUGCCUGGUGAUCACUGGCUGAUGACCUCUCGCUUCGACAUGACAGGCUUUAUUCCAGCUGUAGUGGAAGAGGAAGAAUCACGACACAAGAUCCAAGAUGAAGAUGCUGACGAUGUGGACGAAGAGGAGGAUGAGAUCGACGACACGCCACAAUUGAUUGGCACAAGCCGUGUACAACAGCAGCGGAGAUUGGAAAGGCUACAACGGCAGCAGCGCAAGGCCUCGCGGAGAAGGUAUUUGCAAGCUGUCGCCCCGCGCCUGGAGAUUCUGCAGAACAUGCCCUUCUUCAUCCCUUUCACAACUCGAGUGAAAAUAUUUCGAGAGUUCGUGCAUCUGGACAUGACCAAGCGCAGGCAAACUGCUGAACCUGAAGCCUGGCGAGCGAGAAUGAUGUUCGGUGGUGGGCCAGGCGACAAACACUCCGCGAGGAUUCGACGAGACAACGAGUUCGAGGAUGCUUACGAACAAUUCUACUCUCUAGGCCAAGGCCUCAAGGAACCCAUACAGAUCACUUUCGUAGAUCAAUUUGACGCUCCUGAGGCCGGUAUUGACGGUGGUGGUGUAACUAAAGAGUUUCUGACCAGCGUCACGGAUCGCGCUUUCAGACCUACGGACUCUGUUGACAUGUUUGCGGAAAACGACCAGCAUCUUCUGUAUCCGAACCCUGCUGCGGUUGAAGAGCAUAAAGAGCAGUUGAAGCAAGUCGGGUUGCGCGAGAACUCGCCGGAGUUCCGACAACAGAUCACCGAGCUUUUGCACCGCUACGAAUUUCUUGGCCGCAUCAUUGGCAAGUGCUUGUAUGAAGGGAUACUGGUAGACGUCAACUUUGCACCGUUCUUCUUGCGCAAGUGGGCAUUAACAGGUGGUGCUGGCUCUGCGCCAAACGAAACUGGCUAUCGCCCUACGCUCAACGAUCUUCGCGACCUCGACGAAGAGCUCUACCAAGGUCUCCACAAGCUCAAGACCUAUCCCGGUGACGUCGAGGAUUUCUCUCUCAACUUCACGGUCACCGACACAGUCGUCACCGAUCACACCGCCUCCCCCAAGAAAACCAAAGCCAUCACCAGAGACCUGAAACCUGGCGGCGCUAACACAGAAGUAACAAACCAAAACCGCCUCGUCUACAUCAGCUACAUGGCGCGCCACCGUCUCCAAAACCAACCCUAUCUCCAGACCACCGCCUUCCUCCGUGGCCUUAGCACCAUGAUCCAACCCUCCUGGCUCUCCAUGUUCAAUCACUCAGAACUGCAGACGCUGAUCUCGGGCACACGCACCCAGAUCGACGUCGAAGACCUACGCCGCAACACCAUCUACGGCGGGACUUAUGUGAUCGGCGACGAUGGCCUCGAGCACCCAACGGUCCAGCUCUUCUGGCAGAUUAUGAAGGACAUCAGUGAUGAUGAGCGUCGUGCUGUACUGAAGUUCGUCACCAGUACGCCCAGAGCGCCCUUGUUGGGAUUUGGCACAUUGAACCCCAGAUUCAGUAUUAGAGAUGGAGGGAGUGACCAAGAGAGGUUACCCAGCACGAGCACGUGUGUGAACCUGUUGAAGCUGCCGAUGUAUAGGGACUAUGAUGUGCUGAAGGAAAAGCUGCUGUAUAGCGUGUUCAGUGGGGCUGGGUUCGAUUUGAGUUAGAUGGCGGUGGGGACGGGUGGGGUGGGAAGAAGGACCUGGAGAUAAACACAUGACAUGAUUGAUGGGCACAAUGUUUCAAUAUCGAGUGUGUCCCCCAGAUAUAAUGUGAUGUACAGUAUUC